Messenger RNA from Mytilus californianus (California mussel), 4204 nucleotides. RefSeq names its product catenin beta-like. Gene Ontology annotation, molecular function: cadherin binding; alpha-catenin binding; protein phosphatase binding. Lineage: Eukaryota; Metazoa; Mollusca; Bivalvia; Mytilida; Mytilidae. Bases 347 to 2836 code for a protein of 829 amino acids. The transcript is spliced from 16 exons. Gene Ontology annotation, biological process: positive regulation of transcription by RNA polymerase II; cell adhesion. Gene Ontology annotation, cellular component: adherens junction; catenin complex. The record is from RefSeq and is a predicted model, not a curated record.
UUUUAAAUCGUGGGUGAAAGCAUUCAUGUGACAAUGUUAAAUUUCACUGUUUUGACACAUUUAUGGAGAUAAAAUUGAAUGUGUGUUUAUUUUACAUUGGAUUAAUGUGAAAAUUAAUUUAAUACAGCAACUGAUGCAAAGUGGGACAAAUUUUUACCAGGUUGCUUCUGUGUUCUCAGUGAAAAAUUAAGCAAUUGUGUUACUUGUUUUAUAAAAUUCAAAAUUAAUUUGGGACUUUUUGCUGUGAGGAUAUUACAAUAUACAUGUAGAGUCACCAUGUAGUGGGAUUUUAGUAUCCUAGAUUCAUACAAAAGAUUUGAAAGAGAACCAGCCAUUAUAAUCAAUCAUGAGUACUUAUCAAAUUAACCAGAAUGAGGGGUCGAACAGAAAUAUGUCGGGAGGGAAUAACUACAUGGACCUGUCGGACAUGCCGCUGGACAAAAACCAACAGACGAUGAUGUGGCAACAAAACCAAUACAUGGAUUCUGGUAUCAACUCAGGAGCCACAACCUCGGCUCCUUCCAUCAGCAGCAAGGGAGGUCACCAUGAACCUGAAGACAUGAAUGAACAAGGGGGAGAUAAUAUGGACACAACCAGGAUGAUGUUGGACUGGGCUGAACAAAAUUACAGCAAUCCACAAUAUACACAGGAUCAAGUUGAUGAAGUGAAUCAACAAUUAAACCAGACUCGUUCACAGCGUGUGAGGGCAGCCAUGUUUCCAGAAACCAUGGAGGAAGGCAUGGCUAUACCAUCAACACAAAUGCACCCCGAUCAACCAACGGCAGUGCAAAGAUUGGCUGAGCCAUCACAGAUGUUAAAGCAUGCCGUCGUUAACCUUAUAAACUAUCAGGAUGAUGCUGAUUUAGCUACCAGAGCUAUUCCUGAACUGACAAAGCUUCUUAAUGAUGAAGAUCAGGUAGUGGUCAGUCAGGCAGCCAUGAUGGUACACCAAUUGUCCAAAAAAGAGGCCAGUCGCCAUGCCAUCAUGAAUUCUCCACAGAUGGUGGCAGCAUUAGUACGAGCCAUGAACAAUACAAAUGACAUGGAAACCACACGUUGUGCUGCUGGGACAUUACAUAAUCUUUCACAUCAUCGCCAGGGAUUACUGGCUAUUUUCAAAUCUGGCGGAAUACCAGCUCUAGUCAAACUUUUAAGUUCACCCAUUGAAUCAGUUCUAUUUUACGCUAUCACAACAUUGCACAAUCUACUGUUACAUCAAGAUGGUUCCAAGAUGGCUGUCAGGCUCGCUGGAGGUCUACAGAAGAUGGUUGCAUUAUUACAGAGAAACAAUGUCAAGUUUCUUGCCAUAACAACAGAUUGUUUACAGAUUUUAGCUUACGGAAACCAAGAAAGCAAGUUGAUUAUCCUAGCCAGUGGUGGUCCAGGAGAACUUGUCAGAAUUAUGAGAUCUUAUACCUACGAGAAACUGCUGUGGACCACAUCUCGUGUCCUGAAAGUUUUGUCUGUAUGUUCUAGUAACAAACCUGCAGUCGUCGAGGCUGGUGGUAUGCAGGCAUUAGCUAUGCAUCUAGCUCAUCAGAGUCAAAGAUUAGUACAGAAUUGUUUAUGGACAUUGAGAAAUUUGUCUGAUGCAGCCACUAAAGCAGACAACAUGGAAACUCUCCUACAAAUGUUGGUACAGCUUCUGUCAUCCAAUGAUCUCAACAUGGUUACCUGUUCAGCUGGUAUCCUGUCCAACAUGACCUGUAACAACCAGCGUAAUAAGAUCAUCGUAUCACAGGUUGGAGGUAUCGAGGCUCUUGUUAGAACCAUUCUACAGGCAGGAGAUCGGGAAGAUAUCACUGAACCAGCUGUGUGUGCAUUGCGUCAUUUGACAAGUCGUCAUCCAGAUGCAGAGAUGGCCCAGAAUGCAGUGCGAUUACAUUAUGGACUUCCUGUCCUUGUCAAACUGUUACAUCCACCAAGCAGAUGGCCAUUGAUCAAGGCUGUUGUUGGCUUGAUCAGAAAUCUGGCACUCUGCCCAGCAAACCAUGCUCCACUCAGAGAACAUGGUGCAUUGCCAAGAAUUGUCCACCUUUUGUUGAGAGCCCACCAAGACACACAAAGGAGAGCAUCCAUUUCCUCAAAUGGCCAGGGAUCCGGCUAUGUUGAUGGUGUACGUAUGGAGGACAUUGUUGAAGGUACAGUAGGAGCUCUCCACAUUUUGGCCAGAGAAGGACACAACAGAGCUGUCAUUAGAGGGUUGUCAUGUAUACCACUGUUUGUACAGCUGUUGUAUUCACCUAUUGAGAACAUACAGAGAGUAGCAGCUGGAGUACUAUGUGAGCUGGCAGCUGAUAAGGAAGGAGCUGAGCUCAUUGAACAAGAGGGCGCCACUGCUCCUCUUACUGAACUCUUACACUCCAGAAAUGAAGGAGUUGCAACAUAUGCAGCAGCUGUUUUGUUCAGGAUGUCUGAAGAUAAACCACAAGAUUACAAGAAACGUCUGUCUGUAGAACUGACCAGUUCCCUGUUCAGGGGAGACCAGAAUAUGCCAUGGUCUGAGCCACCAGGAUUUGAUGAUGUGGCCGGAGGUUUCGGACAGGACGAAUCCUACAGGGAUCAGAUGUAUCAACCACCACAACACCAUGGUAGUCAAGGCAGCAUGCAUAGUGGAGGCGACAUGAGAGGAGGUUAUGAUCCUCAACUUCCCAUUGAUUCCAUGCAAGGCCUAGAUAUUGGAAGUCAACAUGGCAGCAAUUAUGGUCCAUUGGACAACAUCCCUGACUUGGGCCCACAGUCUCAUUCUGGACCAGAUUUAAAUUUUGAGAACAUAGAAUCAACACUGCCCCCUCAACAUGAUGGUAGCCAUUCGUGGUACGAUACAGAUUUGUAAAUAAACUAAUUGUUUUUGAUGAAUAAGAAAUUUGAUUGACACAGAUUUUAGGAAAAACAUCAACAAGUGAACAACAUUGGAUGAUAGUGAUCUGUGAAAAAGCACAUUAGUGCUGGAACAAAUGUAAAUAAAACAUCCAGGUGACCUGAACAAGCAUGUUACUGAUAAAGAUCUGAGAAUAUUGUGCCUGAUGAUAUUUUUUUUGUAAAUGAAUUUUAGAAUUAGAAUAAAACUGUAUGUGCUGUCUGAAUUAAAUGUUAUUUAAAAUUAGUUAUUUAAUUUCCAUUAUAUAGACUAUAACACAAUCAAAUUACAUGUAUACACAAGUUACCAUGGUUACUUGGAAAUCAUAAUGUCAAUAACGGAACAAAGUUCUUUUUUUUUCUCAUUAAACUCACAUUUACAUCACAUUUCAUUUCUUCAUACAUAUCAGCAUCAUAUAUCAAUCAGAAAAAGAUGUAAAAAAAAAAAAGACCACAAAUUAUUAUUUUGUUGCCAUGGUGACAUGUACUGAUUUAAAUUAUACUUUUUUUUUUAUGUUUUAUCCAUUAUUGUACAGGUGUAUGUUUUAAAUUAUACAAGUGAUUUUAUUAAUUUUAACAAUAACUGGUCCGUUGUCAUUGUUCGUUUUUUUGGACCAGAUACAAAAUUAAGUUUUGACUGGUUCAAAUUCAUUAAGGCGAUACAGGACUUUUUAAUUACGUAUGACAGUAUAUUCUAUGAUAUAGGAAGUGAUAUUGUAUUCUUAAAACUUUGAGAUUGGAUGGUUAUCUUUUUCUCUUGAUAGUUUCAGUUUGUAUAUGAAUAAUUUUCUUGGUAUAAUAAGGAUAAAAAUUAAUUUUGAUUAUUAUACUUAAUCUGAUUUUUUCUCUUUUCGUGUUAAUAUUUCUAUCAACACUUCUUUUGUCUUUCAGAUUCUUUUUUAUACAAAAUAACUCUAUCAGUUGUGAGUUUCAGUAGAAGGUUGUAAAUAGAUAUUGGUUUGAUGAAUAAGAAAAACAAUUUUUAUAGUAAUUUUAGCAUUUUAGAAAUUUUAGUUAUUUUAUUUCUAUGAAAAAAUGCCAUGUUGCAUAAAAUACUUUGCAAAGAGUUUUAAGUCAUAGAAUAAGAAGAUUAGGAAUUCAUAAGGUAUUCGUUCAGAUGAUACAAAUUUUAAAGAGUUUUUUUGUGUAUAAUAAAUUUGGCCAUAUGAGGAGAAUUUGUAUUUCUAGAUUUGAACAGGUUUAAGGAUUACCUAAGUAAUUAAUGUAUUUAGAUAAAAAGAAAAGUUGUACCAUAUUAAAGUCUCAUUUUGAUAUUUCAUAAGAAAUUUAUAAUGUACUUAUAUCUGCAUGCCUUUUUCAAUAAAGAUGGCAUUUUUCUAUAAAA